CGAUAUAACAAUGGUCUGAUGUCACGUCGGUGACCGUCGACCGCCUUUCAGUAUCAGUCCAAUCAUCGGUUAAGCAGCAAGAAGAGGAAAUUAGGUCCGACCAGCAGAGAGUCCGGAUAUAUAUCGCCGUCGGUGCUGACGCGUUUGGACAUCGCAAAUCAUUUUGGACGGAAAAAAAGUUUAAUUAAUAAAAAGGAUUACUUUGGCGAAACUGAAAAAACCAAGACAGUGUUUUGUUUUUUUUUUUAGUUGCGGGGUUUGCAUAGCGGAUGGCUUCUAAUAGUCUCGCCAUGACGAACCCGCUAGGAAUCCGUCCACUUCUCGGCGGCUAUCCUUUCCAAGGCCAGGGUCGUGUCAAUCAGCUGGGCGGAGUGUUCAUCAACGGCCGUCCUCUGCCGAACCACAUCCGAUUGAAGAUCGUCGAAUUGGCGGCGGCUGGCGUCCGUCCGUGCGUCAUCUCCCGCCAGUUGCGAGUCUCCCACGGCUGCGUCUCAAAGAUCCUCAAUCGCUACCAGGAGACGGGCAGCAUCCGCCCGGGAGUCAUCGGCGGAUCGAAACCAAAGAGCAGUUCCUCAGGCUCGUCGGGAAGUACGACUCCGGCCGGCGGAAGCAACGAGGUGGAGCGCAAGAUGGACGACUACCGACGGGACAACCCCAACAUCUUUUCGUGGGAAAUUCGAGAUCGUCUCAUUAAAGACGGAAUAUGCGACAAGUCAUCCGCACCGUCCGUCUCAUCCAUCAGCCGACUGUUACGUGGACCUCGCGGCGGAGAAGGACACGGAAGCGACGAUUGCGGCAGCAGUAUCGACGGACACAUCAGCGCUGAUCCUCAUCGUCCGCAACACGACCACACCAUCAACGGUAUACUAGCAGGCCGCUCGAGCGAAGAUGAGGAUUCGUCGGAUAUCGAAUCGGAGCCCGGGAUCGCGCUCAAGCGGAAACAGCGCCGCUCUCGGACCACCUUUAGUGCCGAUCAGCUGGAGGAACUGGAACGAGCAUUCGAGCGAUCCCAAUAUCCGGAUGUCUACACCAGGGAAGAAUUGGCUCAGAAGACCCGAUUGACCGAAGCCAGAGUUCAGGUGUGGUUCAGCAACAGGCGUGCCAGGUGGCGCAAACACAUGGGGACGUCGCAACAUCAUCAACAUCCCAACUCGGGGGGAGGAGGAAGCUCGUCAUCGGGGCCGAGCAUCGGCUCCAUCGGUCUGCCUUAUCAGAGCCAACCGGCCGUCGCCUCCCAUAUUGGCCAAUACAGCGCAUCGGAAUCGACUGGAACCACGUCAGAUCGUUGCUGGCCGGAUCGCACUGGCGGUGGCAAUUUCCUGUUUCCGCAAUCAGCAAACACCGGAGGCGUAGCUAGUUCGGCAUUCAACACGGCGGAAUCUUUCGGACAAUUAUUCGCGACCGCGGCGGCGGCUACACCAAGUGGCGGAUUAAGCAACUACACUCCGACUUCUUCUUCCGCAUCAUCCGCUGGUGUGGAAUACCCACCGCAUCCGCACCAUCACUUACCGGGGGCCCUUGGCGAAACCGGUUGGAAUGCUGUGAAAUCCGGCGGCGGCGGCGGCGGAAGCGCUGGCAAUUCGAUCGGAACCGAAAUGCCCAGCUGGACAACUGCUCCGGCUUCUUUCAACGGAUUCGACAACUACAACGGACUGGCCACGGGUGAAAUGUUUAUGGGUCACCAUCAUCACCAUCACCAUCAUCAGAGCUAUGCAGAUGUCGGAAAAGCCGCCUCGGCCUCCUUCUCUUACGGCCAUCAUCACAAUCCGGCCGUUGUGGGCGUUUCUUCGGCCGCCGCAGCCGCCGUGGCUUACCGGAACUAUAAUUUGGCCAAAGGAAACAGUGCUGCGGCAGCCUCAUUCGGAUUUUACUAAAAAAAAAAUUACUUAAAGAAGGAUAAAUUAUAUUUUCAAAUAUUUCUGUGAAAAUGUCAUCAUAGGGAGGGAUUGUAAAAUCUCAGGAAUGAAAAAAAAACAUUCAAACGUAUUACUUGAUCUGCAUAUUUUCUUUUCUAUCAUGCCUUAAAAUAUUACAUCAUCAUCUUAUCAAACAUUAAACUAGUUCAUCGGAAUGUAAUCUCUACGCUAAAGUAACGCAUGUCUCUUAAUAUUUUCUAUUCUUAUCUUUUUUUAAAAAUAAGGAAAAUACAUUACAUUAACAAGAA
Molecule: messenger RNA, 2164 nt
Organism: Daphnia pulex (common water flea)
Lineage: Eukaryota; Metazoa; Arthropoda; Branchiopoda; Diplostraca; Daphniidae
Product: protein gooseberry-neuro-like
Exons: 6
Coding region: 270-1874 (534 amino acids)
Biological process (GO): regulation of transcription by RNA polymerase II; anatomical structure development
Molecular function (GO): DNA-binding transcription factor activity, RNA polymerase II-specific; RNA polymerase II cis-regulatory region sequence-specific DNA binding
Source: RefSeq, a predicted model, not a curated record